AUGGAUCGACGCCUCAACCACACGGUGAUGACGCAUGUUUUGGAUGCGCUGAAUGUUCAACGUAAAAGUGCAUUACUAUCCCUGCCGUUUGAGGCGUUUGCAACGACCAGUUUCACCGGUAACAAAACAUCGUCGUCGAGACUACUCAGCGGACAACUGGACACGGAAAAGGAGAUGAUGCCGUUUGUGCGUGACGCAGUGCUGCGAGCCGUUGAACGUUCCCCUCAAGAUUGUGGGGGCAAAAAAACAGCUGAAUGGCCCGAAGUCGGUACCCUCAUGGAAGGCCGCCGUCUUGUGGGUAUUGAUCUCGCCUGCACACGUCUGUCAGGUUCCUUUAACCGCAGCGAUCUUUCCGGGGCCAACUUUACUGGUGCCUUCGCAGACCACAGCACCUUCAACUUGACCCGGAUGCAGGGAUGUAAGUUGGCGGGUGCGCAGUUUCAUUCGUGUACCUUUCUGGCAUCUGAUGCGGCAGGUGUGGACGCGCGACGAGGGCGCUUCUCUCAGUGUGUUUUCUGUCGUGCUAACAUGACCGAUUGGGAUGUGCGCGGGGCGACAUUUUAUUGCUGUGUCUUCAAAUUGAGCGAUCUGAGCCGUUGGGUAUAUGACAGCCAGACGACAGUGGUGGAGCCUGUUGAUUGGGGCUGUUGCCGGCGUCUCGGCUGGAUGACUCCUUCUGAGGAUUGUGGGGAUUGCCUUGUAGUUGGAAAGGGAGGUGGUUUCCCUUCGCUGGGUCCCCGAGAGGAAACAUCACCACGCAACUGA
Molecule: messenger RNA, 765 nt
Organism: Trypanosoma cruzi
Lineage: Eukaryota; Euglenozoa; Kinetoplastea; Trypanosomatida; Trypanosomatidae
Exons: 1
Coding region: 1-765 (254 amino acids)
Source: RefSeq, a predicted model, not a curated record